AUGUCUUGGAACCAACCUGGUCAAUAUGGUGGUUAUGGUAGUGGACAAGGUAGUCGACCACCAUAUGGACAACCUCAAAAUUAUAAUCAAAGCUAUGGACAACCUCAAGGUUAUGGUCAGCAACAACAAGGCUAUGGUCAGCAACAACAGGGCUAUGGUCAGCAACCUCCAGGCUAUGGCCAGCAACAACAAGGUUACCGGCCUCAAGGACAACCAUAUGGACAGCCACAGGGUCAACCUUAUGGCAAUCCUCAACAAGGAUAUCAACCACAAUAUGGUGGUCAGCCGGGAGGAUACAAUGCCACACCACCUCCCCCUGGUGUCAGUCCAGACUUAUGGGGAUGGUUUCAG
Molecule: messenger RNA, 351 nt
Organism: Lottia gigantea (owl limpet)
Lineage: Eukaryota; Metazoa; Mollusca; Gastropoda; Lottiidae
Exons: 2
Source: RefSeq, a predicted model, not a curated record